CUGCAAGAUUUAAAAAUGGUUCCUUUCAUUUCCAUAUUCAAAAAAACACUCAAAUAAAGCAAAAGAAAAAACACCCAAAGUUCCUCUUUGUGCUCUGCAGCUAUGGGCACAGAAUUCACCUUUACCUUUUGUUUUUCAAGAGAAAAAGAUAAUAAUAAAAAAUCCUCGUUUUGUCUAAAAAUCCGUACUUUCUCUGGGUUUCUUUUAUAAUCAUUUUUCCUCGUAUUGUUUUGCAGUAAUGUUUCAAGCUUUGUCUGGAAAAAACAUGGCCAUGGGUGGUCUUAAAAGAGUAGAAACAAUAAACAGCAAAGGUUGUUCAAGGUUAUUUGUUGGGUUCUCAUCUUCAAUCCCAUCAUUUAGAACCUUCCAAUCGUUUGAUCUUAUGUCCCCUUCUCCUACCACCUCUCAUGGCUCUGAAUUGUCAACAAUGGUUCGAUCCCUUGGUCCACUUUCCGGUCUGGUUAUUUGUGUAACCGGUUUAUCUAAAGAAGCAAAGAAACAAGUUAUGGAAGCAACAGAGAGAUUAGGGGGACAAUACAGUACUAGCUUACAUCCUCAAUGUACACAUUUGGUGGUUCAAAGCAUUAGUGGAAGUAAGUUCGAGCAUGUUUUAAAACACAGAUCGAGAAACGGUUUGUUCGUUGUUACGAUUGGGUGGUUCGUCGAUAGUGUUAAGAGCAACAUAAGGUUAAGUGAAUCAGUGUAUACCGUGAAGGGUAUCGGAGAAUGUAGCCCGCGUGUAGAUGAGUUGAACCUGCACGUCGGGUCAACGGAUAGUUCGUGUCUUCCUUCCGGUUUUCAUGAAACCAAGAAAAUCAAGACGAUAAAGAAACUACAACUACGAUCUUCUGAUGGAAUCUCUGAUAAAUACAUGGACUCGACACUAUCGGGUCAUACUCUGUACAUUGAUUCUAAUAUUUCGGGUGAACUAUGGAAUAAGGUUCUCGAGGUCGUGUCUAAAGAAGGGGCUGCAACCAUAGAUCGAUGGUUUGUUGGUUGCGGUGUGAGUCUCGUAGUGUGCGAGGAGAGUUCUGUCCAUCAAUAUAUCGGACACUCAAGCAACGUUGUAACGCCAUUGUGGGUACUGAAAACAGCUAAGGAUAGGAACCUGCUGAGGCUUGUUCGUGUGUCGGUCGAUUUGGCUAGGCAGAUUGGGACAGUGCUCGAAACUUCCCGGAAUCACAACGCGGCUAAGUUCAUGCAAAAUACCGAGAGCUUGAAAAGGAAUGCAACUCAUGAAGAGAGGCAACAGAUUGUACAUUUAGCUAAAACCAGGAUUCAGAAUCGUCGCAAUUGUCAUAUGCAGACAUGUCAAACUCCGAUCCAUCCAAUAAGCCCGAGCACUCUUCUAGAUUCAAUUUGUUGGUCGAUAUCCAAACCAACUUCAAGUGCUCGUAUUUACACUGAAUCUUUUAGUGGUGACGAGGAUAGUGAUCAUCGAUCCAUAUUCUUUGAUGCAAACGGUGAUGGCAAGAAUUCAGGGGGCUCGUUUAUGGACUUAACCCGGUUGCUUACAGAAAGUGAGAAAAAUGAGUUGAUACUAGAAAACCAGUUUCUUACCAUACUAUUUCCGGUCGAUCGAUUUUUGGAGAUGGGGCCUUCUUCAAGGACAUAUUUCGGCCGUAAUGGCUUUACAUGCUUGCAGGUUCUGGAUUAUAUCUACGAGUUUUAUCAGGAAAACAUGUCAGCUCACGAAAUUGAGUCUGCUAUUCACACGGAUUCGAGGCAUGCUGACCGGCUUCGAGCGGCAUACUCGAGCAAAGAGACAGUUGAAUGUGGAUAUGUGAUUUUCAAACGAAUUGAUUUCUUAGGAAGCCGUAAAAGCUUCGAAAUGUUGAAACGUGUUAGUUGUGAUAAUAACAGUAUUGUAUACGAGCUCUUACUUAGAGCCUAAAACGUCUUACGUUCAGAUUCGAUAUUUGGAUAAUUCCAGGUCUAGAUCGUGUUCUAAGAUCAAA
Molecule: messenger RNA, 1958 nt
Organism: Gossypium raimondii (Peruvian cotton)
Lineage: Eukaryota; Viridiplantae; Streptophyta; Magnoliopsida; Malvales; Malvaceae
Exons: 9
Coding region: 239-1894 (551 amino acids)
Source: RefSeq, a predicted model, not a curated record